AUGCGGGCGCUCAUCGCACUUCUUGUGCUCGCCGGCAGUGUGCAAGCCUGGUAUCUGCCCGGCGCCGCGCCGCGUUCCUUCUCGCCCGGCGACGUCGUCUCCUUCACCGUCAAUGCCCUCACGCCGCUCGCCUCUUCUCCCGGCGUGCCUCCUGCGUCUGCACAAGGCACGGCCGCGCAGGCUAGCGUCGUAAAAGGCAUCACUAGCUACAAUUACUACGACGAGCGCUUUGGGUUCUGCCGCCCAGAAGGAGGACCGAGCGCCAUUGGAGAGGGAUUGGGGAGUGUGUUGGCGGGCGAUAGACUGUUUGAUAGUCCGAUUCAGCAGCAGUACGCCGUCAACUGGCUCGUCGACGGCCUGCCCGUCGCUACGAAGCGCGUGGCGGAUCGCACACAUGAGACUUACUAUCAAAUCGGCUUCCCUCUAGGGCGUCUGUUCGACGACUACAUGGCGCCGCUGCCCUCGCCGGCACUGCACAACCACUUUGAUGUGUACCUCGAGUACCAUCGGCGCAGCGACAAGGAAUACCGCAUCGUCGGCGCCACGGUGUUUCCGUGGAGCCGCGACUCGCUCAAGGGCAACGGCGACAUCGAUUGCAAGACGGAUAAAAUGAUGAUUCUCGGCCCCGGCUCGGGCGCAGAAGGAGGAGGGGAGAGAAAGGUCGCUUAUACCAUGAAUACGUACUGGAAGGAGAGCGCCACGCCCUGGGCUACGCGCUGGGACAACUAUCUUCGUGUCUUCGAUCCGCGCAUCCACUUCUUUGCGCUAUGCAACAGUGUCAUUGUGGUUGUGUUCCUCAUCGUCAUGGUGGCGAUGAUCCUCACGCGCAGCGUCAAGCGCGACAUUAGCCGAUACAAUGCGAUUGACCUGGAUGAGGAUGUCCAGGAAGAGUACGGCUGGAAGUUGAUCCACGCCGACGUCUGCCGGUCGCCCACUCGGCCGCUGCUGCUCUGCGUCAUGGUCGGCACGGGCGCGCAGCUGCUCGGCAUGGCGUCCGUGACGCUGCUCUUUGCGCUCCUCGGCUUUCUCUCGCCCUCCAACCGCGGCGCGCUGGGCACGACGAUGGUCGUGGCGUGGACGCUCUUUGCGUCGCUCGCCGGAUACUUUGCCACGCGCCUGCACAUUUCCUUUGGCCGAGAGGAGUGGAAGAAGUGCGUCGCUCUGACGGCGACGUGCUUUCCGGCCGUCGUCUUCGCUUCCAUUCUAGCGAUCAACUUCUUCCUGCUCGUCUCCUCCUCCUCUGGCGCCAUCCCCUUUGGCACGCUCCUGGCGCUCGUGGCGCUCUGGUUCCUCAUCUCGCUGCCCCUCACGCUGGCGGGCGCGUUCCUCGGCAUCCGCCACGGCGGCUAUCGCGCGCCCACGCGCGUCAAUGCCAUUCCCCGCCAGAUUCCGCCGGCGCAGUGGUACCUGCAGCCGCUGCCGGCGGCGCUCAUGGCCGGCGUGCUGCCCUUUGCCGCCGUCUUCCUGGAGCUGUACUUUAUGCUGAAUUCGCUCUUCGGCUCACGCGUCUACGUGGCAUUUGGCUUCUUGGCCCUCACCUUUCUCGUCACGGCCCUCACCACGGCCACCGUCACCAUCCUCUACACCUACUUUGCCCUCUGUGCCGAAGACUACCGCUGGCACUGGCGCGCCUUCCUCACGGGCGGCGGCAGUUCCUUCUGGCUCUUCACCUACGGCCUCUUCUACUGGGCCACGCGUCUCUCGUUGCCCGGCCUCUCGACCAAGAUUCUCUUCCUCGGCUAUCUCUCCCUCCUGACGCUGCUCAACUUCCUGCUCUUUGGUGCGUGCACGAUUGGCUGGGCAGCCAGCUUCUUUGCGGUGCGGCGCAUGUACACGGCGGUGCGCGUCGACUAG
This is a messenger RNA of Tilletiopsis washingtonensis, 1854 nucleotides long. RefSeq lists its product as hypothetical. Gene Ontology annotation, cellular component: membrane. Bases 1 to 1854 code for a protein of 617 amino acids. The record is from RefSeq and is a predicted model, not a curated record. Gene Ontology annotation, biological process: vacuolar transport; protein localization to membrane. The transcript has 11 exons. NCBI's taxonomy places the organism in Eukaryota, Fungi, Basidiomycota, Exobasidiomycetes, Entylomatales.